AUGCAGCGCGCAACAUAUCUUGCUCAGUUGUACGAGUCCGUGUCGAGCAUUCCUCCGGAUAUCCAGCAGUGUCUCCUGACGAUUGCUCAGUAUGGCUGCGAUGCGGAUCAGGUGAAGAGGUGGUAUAAUCUUGUCCGGAGUCAUUUUGGGGUUGGUGAGAUGGAAUCUCCCACGGCGCUGUCCCAUCAAACGCCACGGCCGAUCGCUAGGGCGAGAGAGCGGAAGAUCGAGCCUUUUGUUGCUGGAGGGCCAAAGACAGAGCUGCCAGUGACACCAGAACUGAGAAACCAAAGCCACUUUCCGGAUCCAGCGACAUGGACAAGUCCGCCUCUGCAGCUUGCCAACCACGAUCAUUACGCGGGCCUGAACGAUCUUUCCGGAACAAUCCCUUCGCAGCAGCCAGGGGGUAAUUUAUUCGACCCUUCGACUCCCCUGCCGCAGAACGUGGUCUUCACCGGGCACGGAUUGAUGCCAGCGCCAGAAGGCUUCUCGAGCGACGGCUUCAAUUCAGACUUCAUGGCCAGAAGCCCAUCAAUGCCAUUACUGGAAUCCUUUGAUGAGACAGUGCAGACAGCGGCCGCUACCUUGUCGCCACGGCCCAAGACGAUUGCUCCCUCCAGCGUUCUGAAGUCCUCACCAGAGCAAGCGAAGCCACCACGGAAACGAAGGAAGCUGGCCCAGAAGGAAACUCCGUCGAAGGUAGAAACAGGCACAAUGGAACCACCGCCACGACCAAGAAGACCUUCGGUUCCAUAUCGAUCAAACGAGCAACCAGUCACGCCUCUCCAGAUUUCGGAGAUUCCAGGUCCAGAAAGCCAACGGACAUUGGGAUCCGAGUCCAGAACCUCUCACUCGGCGCCACGAUCUGUACAUCCCUGGUCAGCUGCAUCAGCCUUCGCUGAACUUCCUGCCAUCACUCGCUCAGCCGCCAAGGCCAACGAGUCAGCAGAGGGCGAGUUCGACAGCUCAGUCCACAGGGGAAAUGAAUGA
Molecule: messenger RNA, 990 nt
Organism: Zasmidium cellare ATCC 36951
Lineage: Eukaryota; Fungi; Ascomycota; Dothideomycetes; Mycosphaerellales; Mycosphaerellaceae
Exons: 2
Coding region: 1-990 (329 amino acids)
Source: RefSeq, a predicted model, not a curated record